ACAGCCUGGGUGUUCACACUGCCGUUUUGUGGGCUCAAGAAGAUUAACUACUUCUUCUGUGAUAUUCCCCGACUCAUCAUGCUCUCCUGCACUGACACCUCUUCAUACGAAAAGCAGACCAUUACAGCCACAGCACUGGUCAUCUUCGCACCGUUUUGUCACAUCCUAGUAUCCUAUGCCUGCAUCAUCUCCAGCAGCCUGAAGAUCUCCUCUGCAGAGGGCAGGCAAAAGACCUUCUCCACCUGUUUCUCACACCUUACUGUUGUAACACUAUAUUAUGCAAGUGGAACCUUGAUUUACUUACAUCCAAAAUCCAGUAAUUCACAAGACACUAAGAAAGUCCUAGCUCUUGUAUACACAACCAUAAUUCCCAUAUUAAACCCCCUGAUUUACAGCCUGAGAAAUAAAGAAGUGAAAGGAGUACUAAUCAAAAUUAUAGCUGAGCUGAGGAAGGGGGAACAUAAGGGACAAUUUACCUUCUUCUCUGCUAGCCUGAUAACGCUCGGGCCGGUGCCGGGACACCCGGGUGCCCGCCCUGCUGCGGCAGCAGCUGAGCCUCUGGGCGCUGUGGCCUGCGGCCUGCAAUCCCCCACCAUCAUCGGGACGCUCAGUAUCGG
Molecule: messenger RNA, 617 nt
Organism: Cariama cristata (Red-legged seriema)
Lineage: Eukaryota; Metazoa; Chordata; Aves; Cariamiformes; Cariamidae
Product: olfactory receptor 10A7-like
Exons: 3
Biological process (GO): G protein-coupled receptor signaling pathway
Cellular component (GO): membrane
Molecular function (GO): olfactory receptor activity
Source: RefSeq, a predicted model, not a curated record